AUGUCUUUUAUUUCUCAGAUAGCCCUGACCUUGGGCCUGACCCUGGGUGCUGCUGCCGCCCCAGACUCCAUCGUUGCGCCCAAGGGUGCUGAGACCCUUACCGUGGGCCUUCUUGGCGACUACGGCUGGACUGGUUGGCAGCCUCUUCCUCUGGACUUCUGCAACACUGCCUUGUCGAAGCUCGAGGCCGACGGCGUGGAGAUUCCCCGCCAGCUUCAAAAUGACUGCGACCCCGGUGACCGUCAGGCCAUCUCAAACGCCACUAUUGAAGAGACCCGCACGGCUCACUACAUCGAGAAGGUCUGUCUCAAAAAGGACUGCUCGGCCUUUGUCUCUGUUGGCGAUAACUUCUACGAUAGCGGGGUCGACUUCACUUCAGAGGGUAUUCAGCGCUUUUAUGAGGGCUGGGCUGACAUGUACGUCGGCGAGGCCUUCGACAACAAGACCUGGUACCAAGCUCUCGGUAACCACGAUGUCGUCGCUGGCCGUGCCGGCGUUGAUUUCCAAACCCGCAUUGCUCCCUUAAUCGAUGAUCGUUGGUACUUUGGACAUGACCAUCUGCCCUACUACACCUACGACUUGACCGGCUCCAAUUGGACUGCGACCUUUGUGGUUGUGGACUCUGAUUGCUUUAUUGAGAAGUACCAGGAAAGCACUUCCGUCUACAACACAGACUAUGUGAUCGCCUGCCACAAAGACACCCAGACGCAGGUGGAGUUCUUGCGUGAGUCUUUCGCCAAGUCCGAAGCUACCUGGAAAAUCCUGCAGAUCCACCAUGGUUACAUCUCCUCCUCGACCAACUACACUGAGCUAGCUCCCCUAAUGGAAAUUGUUCGCGAGAACAAUGCCGUCGUUGUCAACGGUCAUGACCACUGCAUGGCUCACUACCAGUUCGAAGGCACUGACUAUGUUCUCACUGGCGGCGCAGGCUAUGCCGAGGCCGGCGACUGCAACUACGGUGCCGCUAACGGCUUUGUGACUCUUGACAUUAACUACAACGCCUUGCAAUUUGAGUACUACGCCCGUGACAUGCGCCUUAAGGGUGCUGAUUAUUACCCUGUCAAAGACGACAUGGAGCCCUCAUAUAGCUUCACUGUUACCAAGCACGCAACCAAGGCUUAG
Penicillium maclennaniae is the source of this 1122-nucleotide messenger RNA. RefSeq lists its product as uncharacterized. Gene Ontology annotation, molecular function: ferric iron binding; ferrous iron binding; acid phosphatase activity. The transcript is spliced from 4 exons. The record is from RefSeq and is a predicted model, not a curated record. The coding region runs from base 1 to 1122 and encodes 373 amino acids. Lineage: Eukaryota; Fungi; Ascomycota; Eurotiomycetes; Eurotiales; Aspergillaceae.